AUCCACUCCAUUUGCGCUCUCUAUAUAUAGAUCCACUCUGCCAAGUAUUCAUUCACACAAAAAACACACAACAACAUCCAAAAAAUAAACGCCUGAACUUUGAAAUAUUAAUUAAGCUCCAACAUUAUAAAAUCAAUUAUACAAAAUGGCUCGUGUAAGGAUCUCCAUUUCGAUUAUUUACUUAUUGCUUUUUAUUGUAGGUUUUGUCUCGCAAUCUUGUGAAGCUAGAAAGGUUCUGAUGCCUUACGGUGCAAGCAAGGGAUUGUUUCUUAGUGCCCUGCCAAAGGGCAAUGUUCCACCUUCGGCUCCAAGCGACAAGGGCCACACUUCUCCGCCAGAGGAUUAUUCCGACCAUCAUACGAUUCCAGAAAUCUCGCCGGAGAUUUACCGUCGACUAGGAUCGGUCCCCAGCCCUGGCGUUGGUAAUUAGGCACAUUGAUUACCGGAUUACCGACAUUUAUAUAUUAUUUUCGACUUCAUUUCAUCAUAUUAUCAUAUAUUGUACGUCGUCCUAUAAUGAAGACUGUGUGUGUCUGUGUAUGAUAUGGUAAUGACUACUGAAAUAGAUGUAUUUGCUUGUGGAAUCCAUAAUUGAGUAAUACAAAAUAACUAUUUACAGUAUAAUUGUAUUGUCUUUUUGUGUGUUUA
Molecule: messenger RNA, 648 nt
Organism: Brassica oleracea var. oleracea
Lineage: Eukaryota; Viridiplantae; Streptophyta; Magnoliopsida; Brassicales; Brassicaceae
Exons: 1
Coding region: 146-430 (94 amino acids)
Biological process (GO): cellular response to nitrogen starvation; response to osmotic stress
Source: RefSeq, a predicted model, not a curated record